AUGUCAUAUUACAUUACCAUCCACCACGGCUCAGGUGUGGAUGAGAGCCCUGAAAACAUGUGGAUCAAUAUCUCCUUCACCGUCAAGGACCAUUUUUACCUUCGCACUGACGGAGCCUUGAUUUGCUUCAUGAUUGAACGUAUUCGGGAGAGGAAGUUCCAAGUUACUCCUGAGCCCAUGGAUCGACAAGCUCGGUGGUGUAUCUCGAUACCAGUCUCCAAAUCGCAUAAGACCGUGGACGGUGCUGUUGCCGACGCUCUACAACUGGCGGAGUGGUAUAAGGUCCAAAUCCUCAAUGGGAAUGCAACUAUCAACCGCAAACUGCUAUUUGAUCGGAAGCCCUUUGAUGAAGGUAAGGAAUGCUGUAGAGAUAAUGUGUGCGAUCGGAUACUACAUCCUGAGUGGUGGGAAGAUACUUGUAAAGAGUCUAAAGAUACUAACCGGCCCUUGUAA
Penicillium egyptiacum is the source of this 453-nucleotide messenger RNA. The record is from the annotation of a GenBank genome assembly. Lineage: Eukaryota; Fungi; Ascomycota; Eurotiomycetes; Eurotiales; Aspergillaceae.